Messenger RNA from Lodderomyces theae, 1476 nucleotides. RefSeq lists its product as uncharacterized. The record is from RefSeq and is a predicted model, not a curated record. The transcript has a single exon. NCBI's taxonomy places the organism in Eukaryota, Fungi, Ascomycota, Pichiomycetes, Serinales, Debaryomycetaceae. Bases 1 to 1476 code for a protein of 491 amino acids.
AUGGGGUUUCGUUUACACAAACCAAAAUACAACAACACCCAAAACCACAAAAUACCACACUUUAACAACAGACACACUCAAUCUUCUGUAAGGGGACCCGAUGAUCCAAGAGUUCAAGGAAAUGGUGUGAGAACUGUAAACCAGAUAAGAUCUUCCAAUUCAACUUUGAAUACAGCACUUGGUUGUUCAUCACGUGACGAUACCGGUGGUGAUCGUGGUCAAUCAGGUCCCCAAAGUUCAUCGAGAGGUGUUGUCGUUGGGGACCAAAAUCAAAAUGUUGUCCAAAAUUUAGAGUCCUAUAGGUGUGACAGAAGGAUACAAAAUGAGUAUAGUUCUUUACACCGAGACGGUCACUACCCACGUUAUGCAAUGAAUUUUGACAGAUACAACAAUAUAUACCAUUUGGGUUCCAACCUAGUCCCCUUCACAAAUGAAAAUGACUUCAACAGAAAUUCUACCAAGGAGACAAAAGGUGCAAUGAAAGGUUUAAACAAAAAGCUGAACCCGUAUUAUUAUUACACAUGGUCUUCAAUUAUACAAGGCAAGAGCAUGGUUUUGUUUGCCAAAAAGGAGAAUGUGAUUGAAUCAAUAUACAUGGGAAUCUUAAACCAACAAGACUGGCUUCAAACUCAACAGAACCGUGGAUAUUAUGAGUACAUCAAACCCAUUAUGAUAAUUUCGGAAGAUCCACAAAAAGAAUUUGAUGAAAUAAUCAAGCUAAACAAAAUGGGUCUCAUGAUCAGAAGUGUUCUCUUUCCGUCCACGGGAUGGCCAUUGGUAUGUGUUUAUGAUAAGAACAUGGGUAUUAGACAUUUAAAAUCAAGUUCAUUCGUGGUGUUAGACAAUAUCUUUGACAAAGAGAUCAUCAACGAAUUGAAGAGAUUUAGAAUUCCAUUCAUCAUGAACUUCGAGAGGAAAUUGUCACCAGAUUUAGACAAUUAUGUGCGUGGAUUAUGGAUUGACAUUGUUGACUUUAGAGAAUGCACAUCAGCAUUCUCUUUUGUGCACCUACUUUAUUGCAAGGAAGGUGCACAAAAGUUGGACUUGAUCAAAAAUAAAAUUGGUGUUAUUGAUGCGCUGGUUGCAAUUUGGUGUUGUGAGAAAAAGGUUGUUGAAGAUGUUUGUAAAGAAAUUAACAAAGGAGAUGGCCAUGUCGAGCCUAUGGCCAAGUUGAACAACAGUAAGAGGCAACUUGUUAGAGAGAAUUGUUGGAGAAACAACUACGGGGUUGCAACUUCUGAUUACAAUGAGAUGCGUAUUCGUGAUACAGCCAUCUUUUUCAAUGUCCCAGAUCAUAGCCAAUUUAAGAAAUUCAUCAACAGCUACUACACCGGCGAUGAGAAGGAUGAAUACCGGAAAGUCUAUGUGUUGUUUGACCAAUCAAAUGCUAAACAAGCAAGAAAGUAUUGUGACUUUGCAGAGAAUCAUGGUGCAUUUGUGGCUGGUGAGAUUAAGUGGCUUGCAGGAAGACAUUAG